Molecule: messenger RNA, 1186 nt
Organism: Thunnus maccoyii (southern bluefin tuna)
Lineage: Eukaryota; Metazoa; Chordata; Actinopteri; Scombriformes; Scombridae
Product: zinc finger protein 239-like
Biological process (GO): regulation of transcription by RNA polymerase II
Cellular component (GO): transcription regulator complex; PcG protein complex
Molecular function (GO): DNA-binding transcription factor activity, RNA polymerase II-specific; RNA polymerase II cis-regulatory region sequence-specific DNA binding
Source: RefSeq, a predicted model, not a curated record
AUCCAGUAAUCUCACAAGAGUUGAUAUUUAAACUUGAACAGAAACACACCAUCAGUCAGAGAGGAGACCUGCUGGAUUUCACUGACCAAGAUCACUACAAGAGCAGAAUGGAGGAGAACCAGAACACAGAGCACCACACCAACAACCCUGUUAAAAGAGAAGAACCAGACUCAGCCUCUGCUUCCACCAAUAAACAGAAACAGACAGGGAGAGAGGGACUCAAACAUCACCGCUGUCAGCACUGUGACAAAGCCUUCACAACUUCAAGACAUUUAAAGAUUCAUCAGAAAAUUCACAAAGGAGAGAAACUUCACAGCUGUGACCAAUGUGGGAAAGCUUUCAACAAAGGAAGUACCCUAAAAGCCCACCAACGCAUUCAUACUGGAGAGAAACCAUACAGCUGUGACCUUUGUGGAAAAGCUUUCACUCGUGCCAGUCAUCUAAAAACCCACCAACAUAUUCACACUGGAGAGAAACCGUACAGCUGUGACCAAUGUGGGAAAGCUUUCAUUAUGGACAGUGAUCUAAAAAUCCACCAACGCAUUCACACUGGAGAGAAACCAUUCAGCUGUGAGCAAUGUGGGAAAACUUUCACUCAAUACAGUCAAAUAAAAAUCCACCAACGCAUUCACACUGGAGAGAAACCAUUCAGCUGUGAGCAAUGUGGGAAAACUUUCACUCAAUACAGUCAUCUAGAAAGCCACAAUCGCAUUCACACUGGUGAGAAGCCGUAUUGGUGUGACCAAUGUGGGAAAGCUUUCAACAAAGGAAGUGCCUUGAAAGUCCACCAACGCAUUCAUACUGGAGAGAAACCAUACAGCUGUGAUCAAUGUGGGAAAGCUUUCAACAACGGAAGUGCCUUGAAAGUCCACCAACGCAUUCAUACUGGAGAGAAACCAUACAGCUGUGAUCAAUGUGGGAAAGCUUUCACUUUAAGUGGUCAUCUAAAAAUCCACCAACGCAUUCAUACGGAGAGAAACCAUACAGCUGUGAACAAUGUGGGAAAUUUUUCACGAGAAACAGUGAUCUAAAAAGUCACCAACGUAUUCACACUGGUGAGAAACCGUACAGCUGUGACCAAUGUGGGAAAACUUUCACUCAUAAAAAUGAUCUAAAACACCACCAAUACAUUCACACUGGAGAGAAACCGUACAGCUGUGACCAAUGUGGGAAAGCUUUCACUCAU